This is a messenger RNA of Sphenostylis stenocarpa, 924 nucleotides long. The record is from the annotation of a GenBank genome assembly. NCBI's taxonomy places the organism in Eukaryota, Viridiplantae, Streptophyta, Magnoliopsida, Fabales, Fabaceae.
AUGGAUCCAAUUCUUGAUGGGAACAACACACCAAAGUGUAUAUGCUAUGCAUCAUCAACAGAAAGUGCAACCUUUUACGGAAAGUAUAAUGCCAUGUAUUCCGCCGAUGAUUGUUGGAACGGAAUGCACAAGGCUCUCAAUUUCGCCGAUAACCAAGUCAUGCGCAAUUACGUACAGCUAGAGGCAUUUCCCUUUUGUUUGGCGAGUCUUUUUGCCAUCCUUCGGUGCUUCACUUUCAUUGAUUUAGCACAAGCCGUUCCAUCACUUAAACCAAGGCGUGUUGCUGCAUGCAGAGAUGAGGAGGCCAAUAGCAACAGUGAAGAGCUUAAACAAAAGGAAGUGUUUCUGAGGGACAACAUUUCGAUGUGGAUUGGAAGCAGGGGAUACAUAGUUCUGUCUGUGGUUUCCAUAAUCGUAAUCCCCUUAAUGUUUCCUCAGCUGAAAUGGUUCUACGUUGUCAUUGCUUACAUCCUGGCCCCAUCCCUGGCGUUCUGCAACGCCUACGGAACGGGUCUCACUGACAUGAACAUGGCGCACAAUUACGGCAAAGUGGCGCUCUUCGUGGUGGCAGCAAUGAGUGGGAGAGACAAGGGCGUAGUGGCGGGACUCGUAGCUUGCGGUCCGGUGAAAUCCGUGGUCUCGUGGCUUCUCCCCUCGGCUUCUUUCUCUUCUACAAGGCCUUCGAUGUGGGGAACCCGAAUGGGGAGUUCAAGGCUCCUUACGCGCUUAUUUACGAAACAUGGCGGUGUUGGGAGUGGAGGGUUUGUCAGUGCUGCCCCAUCAUUGCUUGCAGCUUUGCUACGGGUUCUUCGGCUUUGCGGUGGCCGUGAACUUGGUGAGGGACAUUUGCCCGAAGAAGAUUGGGAAGUGGAUGCCCUUGCCCAUGGUGAUGGCGAUACCAUUUCUGGUUGGAGCGUACACUAG